Molecule: messenger RNA, 1320 nt
Organism: Triticum dicoccoides
Lineage: Eukaryota; Viridiplantae; Streptophyta; Magnoliopsida; Poales; Poaceae
Product: probable pectinesterase 67
Exons: 4
Coding region: 23-1057 (344 amino acids)
Biological process (GO): pectin catabolic process; cell wall modification
Molecular function (GO): pectinesterase activity
Source: RefSeq, a predicted model, not a curated record
ACACCCACGCACGCGCGCCCCCAUGAUGGCCCAGCCUAGCCUCCUCCUCCUCCUCGCCGCAGCGGCGGUCCUCUUGCUGUCACUCUGCGACGCACACAACAAGCUCGCCAAGAAGAGCGAUGAUGUUGUCAACGGGCCCCUCCUCACCUCUAAGCUCGGCGCCAAGCGCACGCUGAUCGUCGGCCCCAACGACGAGUUCAAGACCAUCCAGUCCGCCAUCGAUGCAGUGCCGGACGGCAACUCUGAGUGGGUUGUCGUCCAUCUCCGCGCCGGCGUCUACGCGGAGAAAGUCGUGAUUCCCGAGACGAAGCCGUUCAUCUUCGUGAGGGGGAACGGCAAGGGCCGGACGUCCAUCUCCUACGAGUCCGCCUCCCCGCACAACACCGAGUCUGCCACGUUCGCCGUGCACGCGGACAAUGUCAUCGUCUUUGGCAUUAGCUUCAGGAACGCGGCGCGCGCGGGGCUGCCGAACAACCCGGAGAUCCGCACGGUGGCCACCAUGGUCAGUGGCGACAAGGUGGCCUUCUACCAUUGCGCCUUCUACAGUCCCCACCACACCCUCUUCGAUAGCGUUGGCCGCCACUACUACGAGAGCUGCUACAUCCAGGGCAACAUCGACUUCAUCUUUGGCGGCGGCCAGUCCAUAUUCCAGUGCGCGGAGAUCUUCGUGAAGCCCGACCGGCGGACACCGAUCCUGGGGUCCAUCACCGCGCAAGACCGCAAGGAGGAGAGCGACAGCAGCGGCUUCGUUUUCCUCAAGGGGAAGGUGUACGGUGUCGGGGAGGUGUACCUAGGCCGCGCCAACGAGGCCUACUCGCGCGUCGUCUUCGCCGACACCUACCUCUCCAAGACUGUCAACCCUGCCGGCUGGACCAACUACAACUUCUCUGGCAGCACCGAACACGUGAUGCUCGGGGAGUUCAACUGCACGGGGCCGGGGGCCGACAGAUCGCAGCGUGUGCCAUGGUCGCGACAGUUAGACCAGGCGGAGGCAGCCAAGUUCCUCACCGUCGACUUCAUCAACGGCAAGGAUUGGCUCCCAGCGUUCUACUACUGAUCAUCAGACUCAAAGAACAUUAAGUGCUUACUUGUUGCUUGCUUGCUACUCCGUCUUGUAAUGUUCAUGUGUUACGAAUGUCCAAAAUCUGACUGAGGCUAUAUGAUUGAUCUCUGUAGAUGUAAUUUUCUUAUUCGUAAUACCUAGGUGUGCAUGUUAAUCUACAUGUUAGUUAGUGAAGUAAGUGUAAUGAGGCACCUUAUCGAAAGUGUGCGUGACACUGUCACCUGUAUCAUCGCUUAGUUUGGAAUUUGUCAUAUUAA